Molecule: messenger RNA, 2505 nt
Organism: Kluyveromyces lactis
Lineage: Eukaryota; Fungi; Ascomycota; Saccharomycetes; Saccharomycetales; Saccharomycetaceae
Exons: 1
Coding region: 1-2505 (834 amino acids)
Source: RefSeq, a predicted model, not a curated record
AUGUCUAAGACAGGUGCUAAUCUCAACCCUAACACCUCUGUUGGUAUGGAUUUGCGACAGUAUAGUAAAUUGAUACAUUCGAAUAAUAAAUGUGAUAUCAAACAACAUAAGGUAAAUUUGGUGAAGAAACCGAGGGGAAGACCCAAGAAACACGUCGAGACGAAAUUAUGCGGACCAAACCUUGUACCGAAUUUAAAUGGUUCUGGUGACUUCAGAGUCAAAAUUCAGGAGGAAGUUUCUAUCAAGCUUCGAUACUGUUUCAAUACAAAACCUACAAACUGGAUGUAUUUCUGGUUUAUUUCACACGUCCUGCCGGAGUUCUCAUAUCAGAUGUGGUAUAGUAUCGUGCAAUUGAAACAUAGACAAGAUCUUGUUGAACUCAUGAUUAAUCGGUUUGAGUUCUUGAAACUUAUUGCAAUGCAACAAUUUGCUCAGGGUAGCAAAAACAUUGACAGAACUUGGGAAUCUAAACGGAUUUCAUAUAGCCAUGAUCAAUUGGCGUGUUUGUUUCUUGAAUCAUUCAAUGCCAUUUCGAUGGAAAAUUGGAACGACGAAAUUUUAAGAUUACAGAAUAGGCUGUGGGCAAAGGUUAAGGAUAAGUCAAUAAGAGAUUCAAGAUCUGAUGACAUUUUAUCUAUUCACGAUAAAGUGUUUUUGUUAGCAGAAACUUGUAAUCGCCAGAUUACUCCUGCCAUCGAAUGGAUGAUCAUUACCCUUGAAGAUAUUUAUGCCAUCAAUAAGAAUUCUAUGAGUAACGAUUUUAAAGGAAGCUCAACUGCUGCUAAUAUACCUAUUCUGACUAAGAACUAUAACUGCAAUAAGAAAUUUUCUGCCAAUGAUAACGACGUGCGAUCUACAAUCCCAGUACUUUCCAUUAACGCGUCUGAUUUUCAAACGAAUACAUUGGGCAUCAAUGAGCGAUUGAUAAAGGGUAUCACAGCUUGCCUGAGGGGAAAUAGAGGUGGAAAAACCGAGUCUUAUGAAAGGAUACAAGUUCCAGUACUUUACGAGUUAAUGAUGCCUGAGCUACCAAAGAGGAACCUGAAACGUCUAUUACAACAUUCUAAAGAUAUUUUCUUAAGCAAAUUACAAUUGUUGGAUAACAACGAACUAAGCAGUUACUUAACAGAAGGGAGUCAAGACGUACAAUUCGAGAUCAGUUAUCGAAAUUGUGUUCUUUAUCACUCUUUAUGUCAGUCUUCGUUCAUCGCUGGAAUAAAACCCGUAGUGUCAAGUAAAGAAGAGGAAAAAGAAGAAGGUAGAUCACUUGACCACAUCAAAUUUAGCCUGGAGCCCUUCGAUGAGCUGCCAGAGGUGUGUAUCGAAACUGAAGGUUUUACGCCAGCUAGAAAGCUGUGGCAUGAUAGAUGGAUGUCAGAAUUGGCAAAAUCAAAGGUCUACUUCGUAGAAGGAUUUCCAAAGGGGGCCACUGAACAUGAACGAAAGUAUUGGAACAGAUUAGAAGAAUUGCUUGUUCACUAUUUUAAACAUUUCGGUGUCACUUUCAUAGGGUUCAGUAUCAAUGACUUUGAAACUGUCAAAUUACCACCUCCAUGUUUACAGACUAGAUAUGUCAUAUUCAGAAGAGAGGGACCUUUGAAGAUGAACAAAAACCCAAGGCUAUGGGACUACGGCAAGGCAAUAAGGUUCCUCCAGGAUAUGGGGCUUGAUGUGAGUUCAUUGCAGAACAUUUUUUCUCUUUUACAAGACGGAACUUUGAGAAAGAGGAAGAUCAAGAGAGAUGGAAAAGGGCAUCGUUCUUCUCAAAAAAGGUUUAAAAGAGGUACUGUAACGGAAGAGAAGCUAGUAUCACCAACAUUCGACUGGAACGAAUCUUUGGAGCAAGUGAAAUUCGCUUCCUCAGCAAUAACUGGUACUCCUCAAUUGGCCAGACCACUGGUCACAACUGGAUUGAGGAAACAUGUAAAAGAGGACAGUGUAGAACUCGAUGGUUCAAUUGAGAAAGACACAAAUUCGUUGUCAGUAUCCGGGAAACUAUCGGAUGCAGAACUCUCUGAGGAUAAAUCAGUUAUUGACGGUAACACAACCAUAUGUGGUGCUGCAAGCCUGAAGGCAAGUAGAUUCGAACCACCUCAAUUCGUAGCUGAAUCUUCUCAAUUGUCAGAUAUGGUAAAGAAACCCAUUGAGGAGCCCGAUUCUUUCUACACAGCGCCAGAAACCACUGAUUCAGAUGAUGAUUUAGAAACCGAAGAUAUCUUUCAAGAAAUAUCAAGCCAUGCAAACAAAACCUGGAACUCAACUAAAAACCAGAUACCGAAACGGUACCAUGGCAUAAUCAGCGGAAUGCUUGAUUCCAUCAAUGAAUUUACGGUCUCUAAGCUAAUAGAAGAAAACCAGCAAUGGUCAAAUCUUUUCUCGGAAAGAGAUCAAUUGAUCCAUACCUUAUCUUCAAAACUGAUAGAGAAAGAAAAACUCGUAGCCACCUACCAGGGAAAAUUGCAACAAAUACACGCAGAAUCCUCAACAGAGAAAUUGCCACAAUGA